AUGCCACGUUCCAGGACGAGUUUGGCCAGACCGCCACUAGGGGGCGCCACAUGGCGGCGUGAGAGGAAGGUCUCUCCCAGACUGAGUCUGCAGGUCCCUCCCAGACUGAGUCUGCAGGGGGUGACGGGGGUGUCGGGGGUCCUCAUGGAGCUGGGGGUCAGAGACGACUGGGAGCUGGACACACAAUGGUUUAGAUGUGACAUCACUGUACCUGUGGGUCAGGUGGGUGGUGUCACUGGGGUGUACCUGUGGGUCAGGUGGGUGGUGUCACUGGGGUGUACCUGUGGGUCAGGUGGGUGGUGUCACUGGGGUGUACCUGUGGGUCAGGUGGGUGGUGUCACUGGGGUGUACCUGUGGGUCAGGUGGGUGGUGUCACUGGGGUGUACCUGUGGGUCAGGUGGGUGGUGUCACUGGGGUGUACCUGUGGGUCAGGUGGGUGGUGUCACUGGGGUGUACCUGUGGGUCAGGUGGGUGGUGUCACUGGGGUGUACCUGUGGGUCAGGUGGGUGGUGUCACUGGGGUGUACCUGUGGGUCAGGUGGGUGGUGUCACUGGGGUGUACCUGUGGGUCAGGUGGGUGGUGUCACUGGGGUGUACCUGUGGGUCAGGUGGGUGGUGUCACUGGGGUGUACCUGUGGGUCAGGUGGGUGGUGUCACUGGGGUGUACCUGUGGGUCAGGUGGGUGGUGUCACUGGGGUGUACCUGUGGGUCAGGUGGGUGGUGUCACUGGGGUGUACCUGUGGGUCAGGUGGGUGGUGUCACUGGGGUGUACCUGUGGGUCAGGUGGGUGGUGUCACUGGGGUGUACCUGUGGGUCAGGUGGGUGGUGUCACUGGGGUGUACCUGUGGGUCAGGUGGGUGGUGUCACUGGGGUGUACCUGUGGGUCAGGUGGGUGGUGUCACUGGGGUGUACCUGUGGGUCAGGUGGGUGGUGUCACUGGGGUGUACCUGUGGGUCAGGUGGGUGGUGUCACUGGGGUGUACCUGUGGGUCAGGUGGGUGGUGUCACUGGGGUGUACCUGUGGGUCAGGUGGGUGGUGUCACUGGGGUGUACCUGUGGGUCAGGUGGGUGGUGUCACUGGGGUGCAGGAUCCUGCAGGUGGUGUAGGUGAAGGUGGAGAAGGUGGAGCUCUGACACUUCCCAGGGUUUUGCACUGA
Knipowitschia caucasica is the source of this 1155-nucleotide messenger RNA. The record is from the annotation of a GenBank genome assembly. Lineage: Eukaryota; Metazoa; Chordata; Actinopteri; Gobiiformes; Gobiidae.